AUGUCUUCCGUUGCUUGGGACGUGAUCAUCACCUCGUUGCUGGGGGUUAUGGUGGUAGUGAUCGCUGUCUACCAAUGCCUUUCUCCCUCAACCCCGCCUCAGGCUGAUGCACCUACAAGUAACAAUGGAGGAAGGAAUCUUAGCCCUCCGGCGACUUUCAGGCUUGAAAUUCUACCCAAAUACGGAAAAUGGGAUGCAUCUAUGGUCGAUAAGCAGGAAGUGAAACGACUUGUCAGGGAAGCCUUUGAAGUCGGUCGUGAUGUUACGAUAUCCAUUGAAUCGCUUGCUAGCCACCCUUUUCGAGAACAACUAGUUGCAACACUAACCUUCUCGAAAAUACCGGACAGGAUGGUACAGAUGGGAGCGCCAGAUCAACACUUCUCAGACAAUAGAGAUCUACCAGACAAGUCGUUGUAUCUCGACACUCAUUUCCAUGGAUUUACUCCUUUACAUUCUGAGUUCUCAGAGUUCUCAGAAAACUCUGAGAACUCUGAGAAAAGCCUGGAUAUUAUCGCGUUGUCAGGUCUGAAUGGCCACGCGUUUGGAUCCUUUAAGCGCAAGGGAGGUAGGUACAUGUGGCUUCGUGACGACCUCCCUAUCUCUAUGCCAAAUUGUCGAGUCUUCAUCUACGGAUACAACACUCAAUUACAAGAGAGCUCAUCAUUCCAGAGCUUAGAAGAUCUUGGGAUAGCUUUCAAGGAUGCUUUGAGAUACCUAGUCAAAGCUAAUCGAAAGAGGGGUCAUCCCAAAUCUCUUGUCCUUCUUGGACAUAGCCUCGGCGGCUUGGUUAUUAAAGAGGCCUUAUGCAAAUUGUCCGAAGCCCGAACCACUGAUGGUGAGAUCGUUUUGAAGUCACUCCGGAGCAUCAUGUUUUUCGGAACGCCAAACCAAGGAAUGGAUAUCAAAUCACUAAUUCCAAUGGUUGAAGGACAAGCCAACGAAUCAUUUCUCCGAUCACUCGGGAGAGACUCCCCAGAUUUGCGUCGACAAGCGCAGCAAUGGACGAAGGCAUUUGAUAACGACCACAAUUCCGUCGUGGCCAAAAACCUGGAGAUAAUGUCGUACUACGAGACCUGUAUUUCCCCCACGGCAAUACAGGAAAAUGGAAAAUGGAAGAUGUGUGGACAGCCAGUCGAGCUGGUGGACAGGUUUUCAGCAACUCAUGGGCGUUCUUGGGAAAUGAAGGAACGUUAUGUCCAACCGAUUGAUCGGAAUCACUCGGAGCUUGUUAAGUUUUAUGGACGUACUGAUCCGGCAUACGUCAAUCAUGUGCUGCCUCGACUGCAAGAAUUUUUAGAUAAUUUGGAUCAAGACUCGACUGCUUUGCAGUACACGAAAGAACUGUGCCGUUUGCUUGAAGUGAUGUGCGCGAAAUCGGAGCCACCGGCCUUAGUGGAGCAGCUCUGCGAAUCACCCGAUAUUGAACAAAGCAUGGCAUGGUUCAUCGAGAGCCCAGAGUAUCGGGUUUGGACCGGAUUAAGGUCCGCAAGGCUCUGGCUUCAAGGAACAUCGGGAGACGGGAAAACCGUUAUCAUGUCCUACAUUUUGAGAAGUCUACACCAGCCUUCUCUACAGACAGACAAGCCUGACAUUGCGUCAGCCUUCUGCUCAAGUGAAGACUCCGAGGCCGGAAUAGUGGCAUCGCUUGCAACUCAGCUCCUCAAACAAAAUAAAGGUCGAGCUAAGGCUGUGCAAACAGGCUUUCCAAUCAAAAAGUUCGAGCAAUGCAGAGAACCGUGGGAAUUAACGCGACUCUUAUGGGAGUUGCUAGUAGCGUCCGUCAAGGCGACGACCCAGCUUGAAACUGUCUUUUUCGUCGAUGGUAUCGAUGCAUUGUAUGACUCUGUGCGAUCUUCGUUUCUCCGAAACUUCAAUAUGCUUCAGGAACAGGUUGCGCCCUCUCCAAUACGAGUGUUAGUGUCUUCGACAGUUGACGAAAAUACGAAGCAUACACUUGCCCAUUAUUCGAGCAUAGAUAGAGAAAAGGAGAGAAGAGCUCCAGAGUGCCUGAAGACGCUUGCUUUUCAAGAAUGGAACGCAAGAGAAAGUCGGGUGGAAGAUAAAAAUGAAGGAGGGGCAUGGCUAUCCUCCCACUCCGGUUAUAAAGACUGGAGUAGUACAUCUACCCCCUCGGUCUUGUGGUUAGAAGGGAAACCUGGAAGUGGUAAGUCAACAGUGACAAAGGUUAUUGUACGCAAACUCGAGAGUAAGAAACACGAUCUGGUUUGUGACCAGAGCAGUGUCCCAAACUACAGCCUCCAACAAGAAAAACGAACUUGGACCUCCAACAACCCCGAAGACAAGAGAACCAUCGUUGCGAGAUUCUACUACAGCUUCCGUGGUGGAAACACCGAGACAAGCCACGAGCUUAUGCUCCGAUCAAUUGUUUACCAGAUCUGGAAACAGAAUAGCAAGCUUUUCCGACUCCUUCGCGACCGAUACCGGGAGUUAAAGAAAAAUAUGGGCGAUGUAAGAGAGCAGAAAGCUCUUUGGAGUUACGAUGAUCUCAAGCAGGCCUUAAACACCCUUCAUCAAAUUGACUUCGAUCUGAAAGUUGUGAUUGUGGUUGAUGGAAUGGAUGAGUCAGACAACGACAGACGGACCGAUGUACUCCAGUUUCUGCCUAGCCUCGCAGUUCAUCAUAACAGCAGUUGUAUCGUCAAAGUCUUAAUCGCCAGCAGGCCGGAGAACGAUAUCAACAUCAGAUUGAGAAACGCAUGCUCGCAUCAUAUCAAGCUUCAGCAAGUAAACGAGGUGGAUAUCAAAUUCGUUGUGGAUAGUUGGAUCGAACAGGUGGUGUCUGGGUAUAAAUGUGGAAAGGACAUUUUUCUGUUUAUCAAGGACCAUAUUAUGAAACACUCGUCAGGAGUUUUCUUGUGGGUGACACUAGUCCUGAGAGAUGUGGAACAGUGUAUUCUCAACGGCGGUUAUAGCAAAGCCGACCUUGACAAGAGAGUCGCUGGCUUUCCCAAGGAGCUUGGUGGGAAGGAUGGCUUCUACAGAGUGAUGAUUGAUAUAUUGAUCAAGAAUUUCAAAGGAGACAGGGAGGAGCAAGAAGAGCGGGGGCGAAGAAUGUUGGCCUGGGUAACCUUUCCGAAACGACCUCUAUUAGUUGGUGAGCUUCAGGACGUUUUGGCAACCCCUCCUCUCUCAAGGGUUAUUGUCGUCUUGUGGAGGCCUAGUCGAGAUUCAGACUCCGAACAGGUCGUUCAACUCAUACAUCAGACUGCGAGAGAAUUCCUCCUGGACAAGAGUCAUGUCGCCGAGCCAUACCAUCUUGAUGAAGUGCAAGGAGAUAUGGAGAUAGCAAUCACUUGUUGCCGAUACAUCCGUAUACUGUUCACAGCGGCCCUUCUCCAAAUGGAAUACGAUGCUGACUUUCCGCAAGCUGAAAAGCUGGCGGAGCAUCUUUCAGGGCGCGAGUUACUCUUAUAUGCACUUAAUAAUUUCGCUGCACACCUUGAUCACUUGAAAAGAAACGGCAAGGAAAAGGAGAUACGUCUCGAAUUCGAAAGUUUCGUUAACGACUUGUCGGAACGGUGCAAUUCCUACGCUUGUCUUCUACUUUGGCAAUGGAUCAAGACUCUGAACUGGACGAAUGAACUGUCUGUGAACGUGAACGAGGCUUCUUCGAGGUCAUGUAUUCGGGCAGUAUUGUCCGGCGCUACAGAUACCGGGAGACUUGACGUAGCUCAGGUGUUACUCGCUCUUCGAGUAGACAUACUUCACUUGGAAGUCCAGGCAGGGAAUGUGGAUUCUACGCGGCUGCUGCUUGAGGCAGGUGCCAGCAUUGAUGCUAUAGAUUCAAGCGGACGGAUACCGCUCUAUUUGGCAUAUGAGAAUGGACGGGAGGAAAUAGCACAGAUGCUUAUUGAGCAUGGUGUGAAUAUCGUAUCAAUCACGCGGAAGGUGUCAGUUAAUAAUCACAAAACAUUUGAGUGA
This is a messenger RNA of Fusarium venenatum, 3942 nucleotides long. The record is from RefSeq and is a predicted model, not a curated record. NCBI's taxonomy places the organism in Eukaryota, Fungi, Ascomycota, Sordariomycetes, Hypocreales, Nectriaceae.